Darwinula stevensoni is the source of this 1731-nucleotide messenger RNA. NCBI's taxonomy places the organism in Eukaryota, Metazoa, Arthropoda, Ostracoda, Podocopida, Darwinulidae. The record is from the annotation of a GenBank genome assembly.
AUGCGAGAGGCGGUAUGGGUGAAGAGGGAGAAGCCGAUGCUGAGCUCCACCCGCGUCCCAUCCAGGAACUCCCUCGAAAUCGCCUACUCCGACGUCCAUUAUUGGGUUCGCGAUCACGACGGAGAGAUGAAGGAGAUCCUGAAGGGUCUGGACGGGCGGAUGAAGCCUGGGGAGCUGACGGCCGUCAUGGGACCCAGCGGGGCGGGGAAGACCAGCCUCAUGAACGUUCUCACCGGUUUUAGGCAGAAGGGCGUGACGGGAAAAGUGGAAGUGAAUGGGAGAGAAAGGAACCUGCGCGUGUUCCGCCACCAAAGCAGCUACAUCCCUCAGCAGGACCACGUGAUCCCCUGCCUCACAGUCAUGGAGUCCAUGCUUGUCGCCGCCAACCUCAAACUUCCGAACUCAAAGUCUUUCAAAGAGAAGCACAAUGCCGUCGUGGAGAUCCUACAACACUUGGCUAUCCUGGAUUGUGCGGAGACAAAGGCAUCAUUUCUGUCAGUUGGAGAGAGGAAGCGACUUUGCAUCGCCCUUGAGCUCCUCGCCGACCCUUCUUUCCUCUUCCUUGACGAACCCACCAGGCAGAAGGGCGUGACGGGAAAAGUGGAAGUGAAUGGGAGAGAAAGGAACCUGCGCGUGUUCCGCCACCAAAGCAGCUACAUCCCUCAGCAGGACCACGUGAUCCCCUGCCUCACAGUCAUGGAGUCCAUGCUUGUCGCCGCCAACCUCAAACUUCCGAGCUCAAAGUCUUUCAAAGAGAAGCACAAUGCCGUCGUGGAGAUCCUACAACACUUGGCUAUCCUGGAUUGUGCGGAGACAAAGGCAUCAUUUCUGUCAGUUGGAGAGAGGAAGCGACUUUGCAUCGCCCUCGAGCUCCUCGCCGACCCUUCUUUCCUCUUCCUUGACGAACCCACCAGUGGACUGGACAGCUCCACUUGCCUACAAUGCGUGAGCCUGCUGAGAAUGUUGGCACGCGAGGGCCGAACCGUGAUCUGCACAAUCCACCACCCCAGCGCGAAGAUCCUGGAGAUGUUCGAUCAUCUGAUUCUCCUCGCCGAGGGUCGCAGUCUUUACCACGGCACCAUCUCCUCGCUGGUGCCCUACCUCCGCCAGUUCGGCCUUCAUUGCCCUCCGUAUCACAACCCAGCCGACUACGGUAAGCAGAAGGGCGUGACGGGAAAAGUGGAAGUGAAUGGGAGAGAAAGGAACCUGCGCGUGUUCCGCCACCAAAGCAGCUACAUCCCUCAGCAGGACCACGUGAUCCCCUGCCUCACAGUCAUGGAGUCCAUGCUUGUCGCCGCCAACCUCAAACUUCCGAACUCAAAGUCUUUCAAAGAGAAGCACAAUGCCGUCGUGGAGAUCCUACAACACUUGGCUAUCCUGGAUUGUGCGGAGACAAAGGCAUCAUUUCUGUCAGUUGGAGAGAGGAAGCGACUUUGCAUCGCCCUUGAGCUCCUCGCCGACCCUUCUUUCCUCUUCCUUGACGAACCCACCAGUGGACUGGACAGCUCCACUUGCCUACAAUGCGUGAGCUUGCUGAGAAUGUUGGCACGCGAGGGCCGAACCGUGAUCUGCACAAUCCACCACCCCAGCGCGAAGAUCCUGGAGAUGUUCGAUCAUCUGAUUCUCCUCGCCGAGGGUCGCAGUCUUUACCACGGCACCAUCUCCUCGCUGGUGCCCUACCUCCGCCAGUUCGGCCUUCAUUGCCCUCCGUAUCACAACCCAGCCGACUAC